CCUAUUUUUAUUUCAUAUUUUAGCUCAGUUUACAUUAGAUUUUAAUAUUAAAAUCAUAAUAUUAUGUAUACACUUAAUCUAAAAUACUACUGUAAUCUAUAAACAAGUUAGUAAUUUGCAAUUGCUUAUUCAGUAGCCGUUUAAAAUGAAAAUUGCAAGGUAUAAGAAAGCACAAAAGUACUUAAAAUUCUACUACAAUAAUUAUGGAUUCCACCAACCCUAUCAGGUGUUGAUUGAUGGGACUUUUUGUUUUGCUGCAUUCAAAGAGCACAUCAACAUAAAGGAUCAGAUACCAAAGUACCUCAAUGGGAAAGUAAAACUGCUGACUACUAGGUGCAUCAUAAAGGAAACUGAGAAAGUCGCUAAGAAGGCGCAAGGAGCAUUGACAAUCUUAAAACAAUUUGGCUUGCAUGAGUGCGACCAUAAAGAACCUCUAGCAGGUUCUGAUUGUAUCAUGUCUAUGAUUGGUAAAUGUAACGAUAAGCAUUAUAUCCUAGCUACUCAGGAUCGAGAUUUACAAGACAAACUCCAAAGAAAAGCUGGUGUUCCACUUCUCUACCUUCACAACAAAUCACCCACGUUACAGAAACCAUCAAAAGCCAGCUACAGUAAAGCUGGACAAGUAUUAACAGCUGACGCCCACAUAUUUAUAAGCGAAACACAAAAUGAAAUAUUGAAGAAUAUGAAAAAAGCCCUCGGUGUUGAAGAACCCAAAUUACCAGAGAAAAAAAUUAUUAAAAAACCACACAACCCUAAUCCGCUAUCCUGCAAAAAGAAGAAAAAACCAGAUGCCAAUAAAAUGAAAAAAGAUAGCGGUGUAAAGGAAGGGAAAGUAAGAAAGAGAAAGAAAAAUAAACAAAAUAAAAUUCGAAUAGGCGUACAAAACAAAUAAAUUAUGUAUUAUAUAAUAUGAGGUACUGUACAUUAUUUCAUUUUAUAUACAUGUCUAAAAUACCUUGACUAGUUUAAAAUUUAAAUAAUUCUUAUGGUUCUCUAGAUCAAGCAAAUAGGUUUAUAUUGUUGUAGGGGUUUACUUCGAAAACAAUAAAACUAAAACUUUCAGAGAACAAAUCUUUAUUUGUAACUUAACCUUAAAACAAAACAAACUUACAAACAGAAAAUUAGAACAGAGUCAGAUAAAUCCAAAAAAAUGUUUCUGAUGUACAUUAUGUAUUAUUGUAAUGUAUACAACUAAAACAUAUUAGUGCAAGGUCGCGCUUUUCAAUCAAUAAUGUUAUUUACGAGAUUUAUAAAAAUGAUUCGCAUUUUCUAAUAUCUUAUGUAUUUCAGUUACACUUUUAGAU
This is a messenger RNA of Colias croceus (clouded yellow), 1304 nucleotides long. Its product is annotated as rRNA-processing protein UTP23 homolog. Gene Ontology annotation, cellular component: small-subunit processome; nucleolus. The coding region runs from base 146 to 892 and encodes 248 amino acids. The transcript has 3 exons. NCBI's taxonomy places the organism in Eukaryota, Metazoa, Arthropoda, Insecta, Lepidoptera, Pieridae. Gene Ontology annotation, molecular function: small ribosomal subunit rRNA binding. The record is from RefSeq and is a predicted model, not a curated record.